Aspergillus oryzae RIB40 is the source of this 579-nucleotide messenger RNA. RefSeq lists its product as uncharacterized. Lineage: Eukaryota; Fungi; Ascomycota; Eurotiomycetes; Eurotiales; Aspergillaceae. The record is from RefSeq and is a predicted model, not a curated record. The coding region runs from base 1 to 579 and encodes 192 amino acids. The transcript is spliced from 3 exons.
AUGGGUGGACAAGGUGAAUAUGGCUCGCGUGGAUGGGCAUCUGUGCAGUUGGGCCACGGGCUUUCACCCCCGAAAUCUCUCAUGUCGGCUAGAUGGGGGGUUCCUGAAUGGCUCAUACAAUCCAUGGAGGUGGAAGCUCUUCAUGUCAUUCGGGAGAAGACGUCCUUACCCGUGCCAGAGGUAUAUGCCUGGGGCCUUGCAAGGGAGAAUCGACUUGGUUUAGGGGCUUUCAUACUGAUAAACUUUAUACAUGGUAUUUGCCUCGGUGAGGUGUUUGGUGGAGGCAGUUCGAGACUAAUCAGGGAAGAUAUCCCCGAUGCCGAUAUAGAAUUCCUUUACAGGCAAAUGGCGCAUUUCAUGUUGCAGUUUUACAGGAUAGAUUUCAGCCAGAUUGAAAGCCUGCCGACGUUGCAAACGAAGUUCCCUGCGCCCGGUCAUCCGCUCACAUGGAAGGCACAUGAGAUACUAAGGGCAGGAGGUGUUGAUACUUUGGUCUGUGUCAAGACUGGCGACAACUACGGCUCCAACCAAAUUCAAUUGCGGGUCCCCACAGUGCAAGAUCGAGAUACGCCUCGUUGA